Molecule: messenger RNA, 231 nt
Organism: Rotaria sordida
Lineage: Eukaryota; Metazoa; Rotifera; Eurotatoria; Philodinida; Philodinidae
Source: the annotation of a GenBank genome assembly
AUGGUUCGUCGAUUGGUACAUGGUCCACAGUUUUCACCGCUGCUUUUAAAUAUAAUCCGUCUUUGUAUCCUAUCUGUUAAUAUUGGUAUUCGAAGUGGAACAGAUAUAUUAAAAGCAUUAGCAUUAGAUACACGAGCUGUUCUUAUUCGUCCAUCUAUUUUAUAUGGAUUCGCUGGUGGUGAACAUGAUGGGAUUAAAAGAGUUUUAGAUAUUUCUUUACAAAAGAAUUAA